Molecule: messenger RNA, 1129 nt
Organism: Exophiala dermatitidis NIH/UT8656
Lineage: Eukaryota; Fungi; Ascomycota; Eurotiomycetes; Chaetothyriales; Herpotrichiellaceae
Exons: 1
Coding region: 398-826 (142 amino acids)
Source: RefSeq, a predicted model, not a curated record
CGCGUAUCCUCUUGUGAUAAGAGUCACAAUAAUGUAAAUGAUGGACUGCGUUAAAGCCUUUACGCGAGUACAGGUAUACUCUGCUAUCCGUUGAUCGCCCCUGUUCAGCACGCGAGUUUGCAAAUACGCCUUUAGGGGCAAUGUCCCGACGUUAAAGCUGCCACCUCGCCUAGAGCGGGCACCUGGACCGACCACGAGGUGAGGCUGGGAACCUCUGUCCAACUUGUCUGUGCGAGACCCCAAAGCAGAUGUCGAAUACCUCUGUAAACGGGGAUAAAGUCUGGAGCCGCGUGAGUACAGACAUGCUUUUCCAUCCGUUGACCGCGCCGCUACCAUACUGUUGUGGAAUGUCUGGAAAUGCUAGACUUGCUUUGCGUUAGGAGCACAGCCGUGGUUGAUGUCGCCUGCCGUGAUUCCCAGUGCUCUCAGGCCGUGUUGGGCAUACGGGCCAAGUCGGGCGAGCCGCCGAGUUCGCUCACGGUCGGCUCUUUGUGCCACCUGUAAAGGCAUCAACCCUCUCCCGCGCGCCGCUCUGAGGGCGUGCAGAAUUCCGGUGGAGCCGUUGGUCAUGGUCAAAAAAGCGUCCAGAGAUUGCUCAGUCAUCUGUGGGAUAAGUCGUGCGCGACCCUCGGCCUGGUGGUUACGCGCUCGUCGGGCCUCUCUGGUCAUCUCACGCUGCGGGGCAAAGGUUUGGGUAAAGCUGCCAGUCUCGGCACUUCGAUACUGCCGGAGUAUCGAGUCAUUCCUUCGACGACAGUUGCACGGACACUUUGAACGAACUCCUGGAAGUCCUCAAUCAAGCGUACGCAUCUAUCCACGGCUUUAGAGGCAGCACGGGUGAAAGCUGGUCAGAUUCGGAUGAACUCUGUGAUAACUUGCGGCGCUGGCCGCUUCGGUAUUGUUCCGGAGGAUUGUCCAGGAAUUUCGCGUCUUGUAUCCAGGGAACUGUCUGCUUCGGGAUGCCCUGACGGAGUUGGGUUGAUGACGUCCGUCGUAGGACAACCGUAUAGCAAUUCAGACGGUAACGUCCUGGUUGUGGCACUCACAGCGGUGUUCAGUGCAUACGAAACUUCUGGCAAAAGUCCAUCCCAUCGCUGAUUCCUUUGUCAUUGGUGCGGUCAGCUAUCAC